AUGGACCUUAGGCUUUGGCUUUGCCCUCAUUGGGAAGCAUGCUUGGCGCUCGCGUUCUGCGCGUCCCAUCGCUCCUCCGUAGUCAACACAACUCCUAGGCAUCACCACUGGUCUCGACCUGCCGACAUUAUCCUCGGAAAUCAGCAAUCCAGUCAAAAUUUUCACAUCGGCUUUCAAAAUUCCUUUAACCGUUAUCCGUUCCAAUGGAUCGUUCCAGAACCCGUUCCCUCUCUCGGGGCCGCUCCCCCAGCCGUUCAAACUCUCCGCCUCGUGGAGGUAGAUCUUAUUCUAGAAAUUCCCGCUCCACCACUCGUUCUCAUUCCGGAACAAGAUCUCCUGUAUCCAAUAGAUCUAGGUCUCCGACACAAUCUCCCCUUUCCAGGGCAAGGUCGAGAAGCAGGAGUGGCAGUAGGGGAAGAAGCUAUUCACGAAGCGCCAGUCCUGAGAUACAGAGUACAAAGGUUCGCGGCGCCUAUUCUAGCAUAUUCCCUGCCAUUGGUUUGGGGGAUUUAGAUCUUGGUGCUAAUGGCAGAGUCUUAGAUUGUGAUUGAGAAGCUCACAAAGAAUGUCACCGAAGCUCACAUCGCCGAAAUCUUCUCAAGCUAUGGGGAAAUUAAGAUGUUGGACAUGCCCUUGAAUCACCAAUGUGAGCCUUUCCACUCGCUUACUUUGCCUUGAUGCUUGGGCUCCCCACUUACCCGAUCUUCCGAUCAUUACAGACAAUACAAACCGUGGCGUAUGCUAUGUUAUUUAUCAUUCCUCUUCCUCUGCUCACGCUGCCAUCGCACAUAUGCAUGAAGGUCAACUCGAUGGCGCAGUAGUCAACGUUUCGAUAGUUAUACCACGUCGCUCAGACCCCUCCGGCCCCGGCUCUGGCCCUCCGACUCGCAGACCUCCCCCGGGCCCUCGUUACCGUGGCCAAACUGGAAACCGUUACCGAUCCCCGCCUCGUCGUGCGCAUGUGGGUACUGGUGCUGGUGCCGGAAGGGGAUUUUCUCGGGGUGAUAGUUACCGCGGAGCAGCCGCUGGGGAUAGUUACCGACCUACUUCGAGGGCCAGAACUAGAUCCCCUUCUUUCUCAUCGCGCUCAAGAUCCCCUUCCAGAUCUAGGUCUAGAUCCUCAUAUCGUCGCCGGGAACCUCCCGGUAGGAACCCUCGAUACAGCCCUCCCCCUCGGACCGGUGGGGGCCGUUAUGGAACUGGGCAGGGACGCGUGA
Messenger RNA from Tuber aestivum (summer truffle), 1217 nucleotides. NCBI's taxonomy places the organism in Eukaryota, Fungi, Ascomycota, Pezizomycetes, Pezizales, Tuberaceae. The record is from the annotation of a GenBank genome assembly.